AUGCUACUCCCCAUUCCUCCCAUCCAGAGCCAAGCUCCCAGCUCAGGAAGAUCCUCCAUUCCCCUUCUUCUGACCAUCUUGUCCCUCGCCAUCCACGCUCCCAGUCAGGACCACUCCCUUGUCCAGCAUGACUCCGACAGGCUUCCAUAUGCGCGCCCCAGCAUCCGCGACAACCCUCCCGCGUUCGACUUUAGCAUGCGCAGGCACUCCAUCGCCGUCGGCCAGAACCCCAUAACCCUCCCUAAUCUCUCCUCUACGCUCCAUGGUACAAAGCGUAAAAUGUCAACAGAUCGCAGUGUUUUUGCUCCCGUCGGUGAAGACCCCGACACCCAUCUCGUGGGCCCAGGUAUGCCCAGCGUUAUGGACGUCGAUGUCGAUGCCCCAGCACCAAAACGGCGGGGCUCGACAAUAGACACUCAGCGUAUCGCCCAGCUGAGUCUCAACGAUCGUCGCAAUUCGGUCGACUCUCGCGGUGCCCAUUGGAUGUUGAAUGAUCGACGGGACUCAGCUCCUUCCUUGUUCCCCAGUGUUCCUGGCAUAAACUCUUUUAAUUCCUCAGACUCUCAUCACAGUCGAGUCUCUUCAAGCAUCGCUUCAUUCUCUUGGCCCGCUAACGAGGGCCCCAAUUCAUCUUCCCUCCAAAACGAAUCAAACUAUAGCAACAGGACUUUUGAUCCUGUACAUGAAUUAAGCGUUCCGCCCCCUACAAGUUAUGCACCCGAUCGUAGAAUGUCCGUUCCGGACAAUCUCACCCACCCUUCCUCAAGGAGCGGUCAUUCACGGUCUCGCCCUCCGUCUCGUCAGAACACAGAUGCCAACAGUCACUCUGGUUUAUCAUCUGGUCAGGAGGAACCUUCUGGCACUUCGUCCCCAAACACUGCCGUUAAAGGCAAGGACAGGGACACUGGACUGACACCGUACUCUCGGUCUCCAGAAUUGAGGGUAUCUCACAAACUUGCUGAGAGAAAAAGAAGAAAGGAAAUGAAAGAGUUGUUUGACGAGCUCCGGGCACAAUUGCCUGCGGAUCGGGGAAUGAAGGCCAGCAAGUGGGAGAUUCUGAGCAAAGCAAUCGAUUUUGUCGCUCAGUUGAAACAGUCGCACCAAGAAAUGGCCGCAGAAAAUAGCAUGCUUAGACAACAGCUUCAUGCACAGCGCUCAGAAUCAUUCAAUUCUGGUGCAGGCCCAUCUUCGCAUAACAAUGCAUACGGUCAACCCAUCCUUCCCCCUUUCCCCCCACCUCUUAUUCAGCCCCACCAAACCUCUCAGAACCAAUCUGGUCACCCUGACUCCCGACCUAAUUCAAGUCAAACUCCUUUCCCACCCCUCAACUCUUCCUCACAGAACGGCAGAGGGGACUCUCAUCCAACAUGA
Messenger RNA from Psilocybe cubensis, 1371 nucleotides. RefSeq lists its product as uncharacterized. The record is from RefSeq and is a predicted model, not a curated record. Gene Ontology annotation, cellular component: RNA polymerase II transcription regulator complex. The transcript has 3 exons. NCBI's taxonomy places the organism in Eukaryota, Fungi, Basidiomycota, Agaricomycetes, Agaricales, Agrocybaceae. Gene Ontology annotation, molecular function: protein dimerization activity; DNA-binding transcription factor activity. Gene Ontology annotation, biological process: positive regulation of transcription by RNA polymerase II. Bases 1 to 1371 code for a protein of 456 amino acids.